Molecule: messenger RNA, 4442 nt
Organism: Dunckerocampus dactyliophorus (ringed pipefish)
Lineage: Eukaryota; Metazoa; Chordata; Actinopteri; Syngnathiformes; Syngnathidae
Gene: paqr4b
Product: progestin and adipoQ receptor family member IVb
Exons: 3
Coding region: 99-923 (274 amino acids)
Cellular component (GO): membrane
Molecular function (GO): signaling receptor activity
Source: RefSeq, a predicted model, not a curated record
CCUGUGGAGGGAUGGUUGGCAGUCGCAGAGGUCUCCACCUCAGCAUGGCCCUCUGGGGCCGCUCCUAGGAUGCUGCAGGUAGCCAGUAGGAAGGUUUUAUGAUGGUUAGCAAAGGGCCACGGUUGUUGGACUUCACCAAAACCCCAUCACAUCUUCAGUUUAACAAAUAUGUGCUGACGGGCUACCGUCCGAUGUCCACCGCUCAGGAGUGUCUGCAGAGCCUCUUUUACAUGCACAAUGAACUGGGCAACAUCUACACUCAUGGUAUCCCCUUCUUCCUCUUCCUGGUACUCCUGCCCUUCAGCAUCCCAUGGAGGGAGGUGGACAGUGUCUGGAUCGGUGUGGUCCACUACCUGGCCUGCCUCAGCCCCACCGUGGGUUCUGUGGUCUACCACGUGUUCAUGAACCACGUGGGAGGGGAGCACGUGUACGACACCCUGCUCUCACUGGACAUGUUUGGGGUCUGCUUGGUCAACAGUUUGGGUGCUCUCCCAAUCAUCCACAUCACGCUCCUCUGCUUCCCCACCGUGCAGCAGGUCGCCAUGCUGGCCUACAUCUUCCUGUCAGCCUACAGCAUCUACUGUGCCACAACCGCCCGCACCAACAUCCUGCGCCUGCGGGCCUUCGUGUGGCAGGUCCUAUUCCGCUUCAGCCUCUUCCUGUUCCGGGUCUAUGGCAGUGGGGUGGGCAGCCCCAACUCUCUGCGGCUCUUUGUCAUCAUGGACUCUCUGGCUGUGCUGGGGGGUCUAGUGAACGUGAUCCAGAUACCGGAGCGCUUCAGCCCAGGCCUGUUUGACAACUGGGGAAACAGCCACCAGAUCAUGCAUGUCAUGGUUAUUUGCAGUAUCAUUUACCUGCACUGGGGUACUCUGGAGGAUCUAACCUGGGUUAAGAACUACCAGUGUCCUACUCAGCGAGUCUGAUAGUUUUUAGGAUUAAAUGAAUUAAAUGGAGACAGUUUAUUAAAAUGCACUUUGCCCGGUGGCACGAAGGGACAACUCAGUGUUAAAUCUGCAUCUCAAAUGUGGAAAAUGCUGCUUAAUUUUUUGCCAUUAAAAGUGUGAAAGUUAUUUUAAAUAGCAUAAUAAAUUCUAUAUUUUUACAUCUGAUUCCAGUGGGGCGUUGGCUUAUUUUACGCUUUAAUCCUUAUAAACUUUUAAACUAAUCAAUUAUUUAAAACCUAAUUUCCAUAAAAUGCAUAUUAAUCCCUGAGUUUGAUUGCCAGCAACAUAACUCUUCCCAUAAUUCUAUUUCAGUAGCAAGGCCUCCAUGCAGCAAACUGUAAACGGCAUGACAUCUUGCAGCAUGCCUUGAACGGGGGGGGAAAAGUGCCCUCUCAACAACUAGAAACCCAGUAGUCCAAAUUGAAAUCAUACAAGAAUUGGAUUACUUUGAGAUAAAUGUGAUCAAAAACAUGGGACAUUUUUGGUCAUGAGAAAGAACUGUCACUGUGUAGCUCUGUGAGUUUAGGCUCAUGUAAGGAAUAAAUGACAAUUCUAAAAUGUUUUCCCAACAAAAACCUCAACAGGGGAAUUUCACCAGUAUUACAAUACACAGCCAACAGAGUUUUUCUCUUUUAAUGAGUAAUAUUUCUAUGAUCAAUCUUCAUCUGAGCUGCUGUCUUCUCCCUCUGAAAGGUCGGCAAUUGGGAAGCGCAAGAUGGCCGCCACACCGCUCAGCUGAGUCAGUUCUAAAGAAACAGGUAAAAAAUGUCAUGUUAAAAUAUGACGUGUACAGCUGUGCAUCGCGCUUUGAACAUCGCUCCCUCGCUCUGGCGGUUUAAAUAAAAAUCCCUAUUUAGUGGUUGACUAUGGCCUAUUAGUAAAAAAAUGCAUAUUUAAGUAAAUGUUAUGUAUUCUUGGCCUAAAUUAGGCAUAAAAACCUUUACAAAUACUUGAGUAAAAGUGCUACUUUGCGGAAAUUCAAUUAGCGUUGUUCAAUAUACGUUGUUGGGAUCAGGCGUUCGGGUUUAUAAAAACGUAUAGCUAUGUCUUUGGUGUUGAAUGAGUUCAAUAGACUCAAUAUACUGUAAUUAUUUAAUGUUAUAGUUUCACAUUUCAAUCAAAGGACAAAAAAAUUUUUAAAAAAAUCACAAUUUGUAUUUUCACAUUAUGUUAAUUCACUUGAUUUUGGCACACAAAUACAAAAAGCAAAAUUUUGGAUGCUAGAUGUUUUUAUAUUGUGUAGGUCAAGGGUGCCCAUUAAGACGUUUGCAAGCUACCAGCAGAUCGCCAAGGUAGUUUGGGUCUAUCGCGUAGAUGUCAUUUGACAUCAGUCAGCUGCAUUAAGCUCCUCUCCUGAUUUGCUCUUGCUCCCCGGCGGCGUUUCAAGCUACACACAGAGAUGCAACUUUCAUCUUUAUUAUUCUGAUUACGGAUAAACUAACUUGGCGGUAAGAUGCUUCUAUCUAUAACAAAAGUUAUCUGUUCACUUAGCGGCUAGUUAUGUAGAAAAAAAAAGGGUAUUGUUUGAUGGCUUUGACUGACAUAUUACCAGUACUCAGGUUAUACACACAACUAUUGAGGAAUUAUGUGCAAUUAUGUUUAUUGUCAUAUUGAAUAUAAUUAUGAUAAACUACUCUGAUUACCUGUAAACUUUGAAAAUGUGAAAUACUACUAAUUAAUAUUUACAAUAUUAUUUCAAAGUUUACCGGUUAGAUGUUAUAUGUUUAAUAGAAAGAGGUAGAUCAUUUUGACUUGUAACUUGCAUGCUGAAAAAGUGCGUGCAUCCCUGAUAUACAUGUAUAACCUACAUACAUACAUACUCAUUUUUUUAAAUAAAUAUAGUGUAUAUAUAUUUUUUCAAUAUUUAUAGUAGGAGGUAGAUCUGUGGGACUUGGUCAUUUUCAAAGUAGCUCGCAGGCUGAAAAAGUGUGAGCACCCCUAGUGUAGGUGCACCUAAUGUUGUGACCCGUGAGUGGAUCUCAUGCUAGGAAGUUGGCGUUCAAUUUUGUGCUUUUAUUUUGCAAACAAAUGAUUAAGUACUAUGUGCUUGCUUGUUAUUCUAAAUGACUUACGUUCACCAGAGACGUGAAGGCUGGAGAAUAUUCUGGAUGAAGAAGAAAGAAGCCAACAUUUGUGAACAUCCAUCUUUUUGGAUCAGGAAAAUGGCUCAGAUGUGGCCUUGCUUACCUGACGUUGCCACCGUUGUCUCUUACUUUGUCCACCAAGCGGACGUAGCGAGCCCUCGUAGGGACGUCCUGAUGCCUGCACAAGCAACAGACACGGCAUAUUGUGGACGUCCUAUCACGUAAAGACUUCUACUGCGUGUUACGUACCUGAACAGCUUAUCACUGAUCAUUAAAGUGUCGACAGCGAGGGCAUCUGCAGCCUUCUCAACAUGAACCAGCCUGUAAAAAAGCAGACAAAAGUUCAUUCUUUAUGUCAGUGAAUGCAGGUUAACAUGAAUGUUUGCUGUCUUACCCAUAGAAAGCUCUGUCAGGCUCAUGUUGGAGCAUCUUGUAGAAGUCCUCCAGGGCUUUCACCUCUCCUGCGGCCUUGGUAUCAGACAGUCUGCUUGUUACUGUGGGGUCCGACAGGAUUUCUGAAAAAAAAAACAAAAAACAAAAAAAAACAAAAAGAGGUUAAGCCACAACUGCAGGGAAAAUGUAAAACAUAAAAGCCUGCAUCAAAACACAAUUCAGACAAAAUAUUUAAAUCAAAACAAUAGAAGUCAUAAUUAUCUAUAAGACGAGUACAUAUGAAUGGUGUCUCAAGUCCAUAAAUACCACCCCCCCGCCCAACAGAUUUUUUCCCCUUUUUUUUUCUUUCAGAAUUGAAAAACCCUGGUGUUUUUGUUUUUCUUAAAAGUAUUUUUUUUUCUUUUAUUUUUUGCAUUAUUGGAGGGGGGAAACUUAUUUUUUUUUACAUUUUAUAUUUUGAAUUAUUUUUUAAUUUUCUCCCAAAUUAUUUUUUUCAUAUUACUGUGGGGUUUUUUAUAUUUAGUUUUCUUUUAUCAAAAAAAAAAAACAAACCCUGAUGUUUUUUUUUUUUUUUUACUAGCAAUGGUACACUUGCUUUAAUGUAGCCAACCACAUGACACUAGCUAUUGUCACGUAGUGUAAGGUACUGUCAUAACCAGCCGCCCUACUGUACCUUUGAGUGAGUACUUGUGACCAGAGGAUGCGUGGACCAGCAUGAAUUUGGGUCGGUUCUCCAGUAGCACCUUGUUGUCUUGUCGCACUGCCUCUUUAAAAAGGUACGUCAUGAACUGGUCCUUCACAAAGCCAGGACUGGCCACAAGGAUGCACUUGACCACUGAGAAAUACCGUAAAUGAUAAAGAUGACAAUUUGGCAAUCGUAUGAAACAACUACAAGUGUGACAGUCUCACCAUCAAAAUUAAUGUGACGUAAAAUAGCCUGCAUGACAGCUUCGUAGAACCUCUCCAGAGCCUGCAUGGAGACACAAUUCACUCAAACCUGACAAUCCUACUGGAGUUGCUA